GCGUCCGUGACGUCAUCGCGCGGCUGCCACCAAAUGACGUCAUCGCCCAGACAGGAACGUCCCCUCGCCGAACGCAGCGGCCGCCUCGACUCAUCGCUGAGGAGAUCGUCGUCGUCUCACGAGAAAUAAAGAUAAAGAGAAGAGAAUGGCCUCGUACCGGCUGCGCUGUUCGAUCCCGGCACACGACAUGGACGUGCGCGGCGUGACGCCGCUGCCGAACGCGGCGAGCGGCGGUUUCGCUUCGGUGUCUCGCGACCGCACCGCCUGCCUCUGGGUCCCCGCCGCGGGCCCCGGGUCCGAGUUCCGCGAGGCGGCCCGCUGGAAGGCGCACGACGCGUUCGUGUCGUGCGUGUGCGCGCUGCCGCCCUCCGCCGACUUCCCCGCGGGCCUCGUGGCGACGGGAGGCCACGACGGGCACGUGUGCGUCUUCGCGGCCGACGCCCUCGGCCCCGCGUCGGUUCCGCUCUACCGGCUUGAGGGCCACGGCUCCACCGUGUGCUGCCUGGCGACGGGCGGCGACGGCGGCGACGGCGGGGGCGGCGGCGCCGUGCCGGCGUUGGCGGGCGUGCUCGUGAGCGGGUCGUGGGACGCGACGGCGCGGGUGUGGCUCCGGGACAAGUGCGUGACCACGCUGCAGGGGCACGGCGCGUCGGUCUGGGCGGUGAGCGUGCUGCACAAGCAGGGCGCCAUUCUCACCGGCUCGGCCGACAAAUCCAUCAAGAUGUGGAAGGCAGGCCGCUGUGAGGUCACCUACACGGGCCACGAGGAUUGCGUGAGGGGCCUCGUGGUUCUGGGCGGCGGCGAGGAGUUCCUGUCGUGCAGCAACGACAGCAGCGUGCGGCGCUGGGCGCUGGCGGGGCCCUGCCUCUCGACGCUCUACGCUCACACCAACUACGUCUACUCCAUCUGCCUGCUGCCCAACACCUCCGGGUUCGUGACGGGAGGAGAGGACCGCACGGUCCGCGUGUGGCGCGGCGAGGAGUGCGUUCAGACAGUGCGCCUACCGGCCCAGUCCGUGUGGAGCGUUUGCGCUCGCCCAACGGCGACAUCGUGGCCGCCACAGGACGGGCCGAACGAGAUUCGUGAUUUAAUUCCGUGCGCGUGUGUCUGCUGCCACCUGGCGUUUGAUUUUCGCUACUACACCUGA
This is a messenger RNA of Lethenteron reissneri (Far Eastern brook lamprey), 1147 nucleotides long. Its product is annotated as phospholipase A-2-activating protein-like. The record is from RefSeq and is a predicted model, not a curated record. Gene Ontology annotation, cellular component: nucleus; cytoplasm. Gene Ontology annotation, biological process: ubiquitin recycling; proteasome-mediated ubiquitin-dependent protein catabolic process. Gene Ontology annotation, molecular function: ubiquitin binding. Lineage: Eukaryota; Metazoa; Chordata; Hyperoartia; Petromyzontiformes; Petromyzontidae.